Molecule: messenger RNA, 1869 nt
Organism: Bufo gargarizans (Asiatic toad)
Lineage: Eukaryota; Metazoa; Chordata; Amphibia; Anura; Bufonidae
Product: ceruloplasmin-like
Exons: 11
Coding region: 16-1779 (587 amino acids)
Biological process (GO): iron ion transport
Cellular component (GO): plasma membrane
Molecular function (GO): oxidoreductase activity; copper ion binding
Source: RefSeq, a predicted model, not a curated record
AAUAGCUCCUAAAUUAUGUUUUUUUCAGCAAUUAAUCCAAAUAUAGGGUCACAAGCCUCCCAUGUGGCCCCUGGAGACACAUUCACAUAUGAGUGGGAUGUACCGCAAAGUGUGGGGUCAACUAUGUAUGACUUGAACUGCUUACCAUGGCUGUACUACUCAUCAGUUGAUGUUCCGAGGGACACAAAUUCUGGACUGGUGGGUCCCUUGUUGGUGUGUAAGACUUUAGUUAAUGACAAACAGAGAGGAGUCGCUCAUAAUUACUUCAUGAUGCCUUAUGUAUUUGAUGAGAAUAAAAGUUGGUAUCUGGAAGAGAACAUUGAGCUUUUCACAAGCAGCCCCAAUACUGUGGACCAGGAAGAUCCAGAUUUUCAGGAAUCCAAUAUGAUGCACUCAAUCAAUGGAUACAUGUAUGGAAAUCAGCCGGGGCUAGACAUGUGUAAAGGAGACUCGAUUCGUUGGCAUAUGCUGGGACUAGGCUCAGAGGUCGACGUGCAUGGAGUACACUUUUUUGGAAAUACCAUUCUCAUCCGUGAUACCACAAGGGAUGUAGCCAGUUUAUUCCCACACAUCUCUUACUCAGUAAUAAUGACUCCUGACAAUGAAGGUGUUUUUCAUAUUGGAUGUAUGACUUCAGACCAUUUCACAAGCGGAAUGAGACAGACCUACAGCGUUAAGUCAUGUGGCAAAAGGGAACCUCUGAUAGAGUUUUUCCAUACACAAACAUAUUACAUUGCAGCAGAAGAGGUUGAAUGGGACUAUUCUCCAAGUCGGACCUGGGAACAUGAGAGGCAUUCACUCCAUGAAGAAAGCCCAGGAGAUGUCUUUUUAAAUAAAACUCAAACUUCAAUUGGUUCAAAAUAUAAAAAAGCUGUAUACCGGGAAUAUACAGACCAAACUUUUACAGUACAAAAGGAAAGAACAGGAAACGAAGAGCAUUUGGGUAUUCUAGGUCCACUAAUAUUUGCACACGUUGGUGAUAAAAUUAAGAUUAUAUUUAAAAACAAGGCAAGUAGACCAUAUUCAAUCUAUGCACAUGGUGUUAAACUGGAAAAUAUUGAUGUGAAGGCAACAGAACCUGGAAAAAUUACAACGUACAUAUGGAAAAUCCCUAAAAGGUCUGGACCCAAUAGAGAUGAAAAUUGUCUGACCUGGGCUUAUUACUCAGCAGUUGAUCCAAUAAAGGACGCUUUCAGUGGAUUGGUUGGGCCGCUUGUGAUUUGCAAGAAAUUCUUCCUUCCAAUUAGCUUGUACAAGAAAACAAUCUUGCGAUUUGCUCUUCUUUUUAUGGUGUUUGAUGAAAAUGAAUCCUGGUAUCUAGAAGAAAAUAUUAAAACAUAUUCUCUGCAUCCAGAGGAAGUGAAGAAAGACGAUGAAGACUUUAUUGAAAGCAACAAGAUGCAUGGUAUUAAUGGUAAACUGUAUGGAAACUUACAUGGCCUUACUAUGCACGUUGGUGACCACGUAAACUGGCACCUUAUUGGCCUUGGGAAUGAAGUGGAUAUACACACAGUGCAUUUUCAUGCACACAGCUUUAAAUACGUGCAGAGUGAUGUUUAUAAAUCAGAUGUAUUCGAUCUUUUCCCGGGAACAUUUCAGACAGUUGAUAUGAUUGCAAAGAACCCAGGAACAUGGCUGCUUCAUUGUCAUGUGACUGACCACAUACAUGGUGGAAUGGAGGCUGUGUACACAGUAUUGGAAAAACAAGAUACUUUACUUCAUAAACUUAUUAAUCGACUUCGUGGAGCCUCUACGCUUGCAAAAAAGGACACAGCUUGAGCAAAUUUGAAGGACAAAUAUAUAAUCGUCAUAUCAAAUAUUGCUAGUUGUGAAAAAACACAUUAAAAGUCAUCUUUCAUAAUUCUCAGA